CUAUCUGUGUAUUUUUCAUUUCUGACGUAAAUUUGAGGAUAUAGUAAUUAAUCGUAACUAUAUGAAAUUCUUACAAUUUAUUAAUCCAAAUACUUUCUUGGCUUGUUGGGGAAUCAAUCUUUAUUGUUGUUGACGUGAAAAAUGACGAUUGAAGGAAACAAGGAUGAAGCUGAGCGCUGCAUUGAAAUUGCGCAAAGUGCCUUCACUGCUGGGAAUUAUGAGAAGGCUGAGCGUUUUUUAGUGAAGGCUGAACGUCUUUAUCCUACAUCAAGGGCUAAAGACCUUUUGACCGUGGUAAGAGCGGCAAUACCCACCGGAACCUCGAAGCGAACGCCUCCCAGUACCCCCAGUGAUGAUGUUAGGCGACGUAAGCCUGCAGCACAUCAACCUGAAAAGAGGGAAUACACUGCCGAUCAAUUGGACGCCGUCAAAAGAAUCAAUACAAAAUGCAAGGAUUAUUACGAAAUUCUAAGUGUAACAAAAGAAGCUACGGAUUCUGACAUCAAGAAAGCUUACAAGAAGUUGGCUCUCCAACUACAUCCAGAUAAGAAUCAUGCACCAGGAGCCGCUGAGGCAUUCAAGGCUAUUGGAAAUGCAGCUGGAGUACUAACAGACCCAGAGAAGCGUAAACAAUAUGAUCUCCGUGGUGAUGAAGCCCCAGCUCAUACGCAGCACACCCAUCACCAAUAUUAUGCGAGGGGCUUUGAAUCUGAUCUCACUGCAGAAGAGUUGUUUAACAUGUUUUUUGGACAUACUGCAUUCUCAGCGGGUGGCCCAACAGUGUACCGUCGCCGUCGUGAACCAGAACAAAGGGAGAACCACGCGGGCUUAGUCCAGCUACUUCCAAUAGUCGUUCUGGUCCUCCUCUCUAUGAUGUCAGGCUUCUUCAUCAGCGAGCCGGUGUACAGCCUCACCCCGAGCUCCAAGUAUCCAGUUCCUAGGGAGACGGUUAAUCUGAAGGUACCGUACUACGUCAAAGACAAUUUCCAUACAGACUACCAAGGAUCGCUACGGAGACUUGAAAUGGCAAUAGAAGAGGAAUAUAUUGUGAACCUACGCCACGCGUGUCAGCGCGAGCGCAACUAUCGGGACAGUCUGGCAUGGAAAGCGCGUAACUUUGGCGACAACAGCCAGUACGCGGAGGCGCAGCGAAUGCGUAUGCCUAGUUGCGAGAAGUUGAACAAGUACCAGCGGUAGAUGGCGCUGUGAGCAUUCAGUUUUUGUUAUGUUGUAAAAGUACCAAUGGUUGGGCAUAGGUAGCGCUAUAUAAAAAAAAGUAUUUGAUCAAUUUAUUGUCAAGUUUUAACGAUAGAUGACGCUGUGAGCAUUCAGUUUUAAGUUGUAAAAGUACCAUUGGUUGAGGAUAGGUGGCGCUAAUCCAAAUUUUGUUUUAUCAAUAUAUUGUCAAGUUUUAACGAUAUAUGACGCUGUGUAUUUUUUUUGUUAAGUUGUGAAUUGUAUAGGUUGUGUUAUUUAAAAUUUUAUUUGAUCAAUUUAUCGUCAAGUAUUAACGAUAGACGCUGUGGUUGGUUUUUGUUAAAAUGAAUAGCAAGUUGAUUAGUUGUUAUGAAUUUUAAGUUAAACUAAUAACAGCCUCAAGUAAUUGUUAUGUUGAAAAUUAUUGUUUAUCAGAUAAAUGUACGAUUGUAUUGUAAGCAAUGUUUGUCUUUCUAAAAGUGUGUAUGCCAAUGUUAGAUGGCGUUAUUUAUGAAUUAUUUUGGUUCUGUAAUUAUGAGGGAUUUAAAAUAAUAGUACCAAAGGUUGACGCUAGAUAGCGCGUUUACAAAUGUCAAGGAUUGAAGUUAUCAAGUUUUACUAAUAGAUGGCGCGGUAGGUGUUAGGCAGUUUGUCGGCAAUUAUUUUAUAAUCGUAUAAAAUUAGUAUUUUCUUUCUUUUAUGUUGCAAUAUACCUGGACAUAUAUAGUCAUAAUAGUCCUUGAGUAUAGAUAAUAUUAUCAAACUUUAUACAGAUUUUUUCACUGCACUCGAAGAUAUAUAUGUUUAGACAUUCGAACCGUGUGCUAACAAAUUGCUUAAUUGAGGCGGUAGAUGGCGCUGUUAGCAAUUUCCCCCAAAACGAUUUUAAUACAAGCAUGCCUUGUUUUAAAAAAUCUAUAGACAUUUGUUUUAUUGUAUGAUAAUCGAAAUAUCGAUUAUUUAUUAUUCGAAAUAAUUAAGAUGGCUGUAGAAAAGUUCAUUAUCUUAUCGUGUAUUUAUUAUUUAAAAUAAAUUGUGGCCCUGGAUAGAUAAAAACAUGCCUUUAUAAUAAAGACUUUAUCCUUAGCGUACAUGAUCCAAAUAGAUCAUAGUUAAAAAUAGUGUCCAUUGUGUUGUUAAGAACUAUCACAAAUUAACAAAAAACGUCAAUGUAUACCACAUAUACACGUCAAACUUGACACUGCGUCAGGAGUAACUUGAGGCGAGCUCUCAGCUGUCAUUGAUUUGACGUAUGACUCGAUGGAACUAUUGUAAAGUGUCACAGCCUUUGAACAUAGUGAAUACUUAUUUGUGUGUUCUAUUAGCUGACUUACCGUAAUAUGAUUUUUUACUUACCAAAAGUCAAAGUCAAAAAUAAUUUAUUCCCAUAGGUAACACAGUGUACACGUAUGAACGUCAUAAAAGAAGUAUAUAUUAUAUGCUUCUAAUUUUACAUUUACUGCCAGUUCUCAAAUUAAGGGCGUAGAACGGAAGAGAAGAACUGGCUAUAAGCUCUCCGCCACUCUUUUUAAUCGCCAAGUUUUUUGUUUUACACAACGUUCGUAAGGAGCUGCAACCAUCACACCAUGUUCCACCAUAGAGACUGUUUCCGAAAUAAAAAUUAACAUUUAGGUAUAUAUAUCCAUCAAAUUUUUCCCUCCAUUCCCAACAUUUCUCAUAAAAACAUUCCUUCAGAGUUCAAGGAAUAACUUUAUGAAAUACUCGAAUUUAUCCAGCCGUCUUUGGGUUUUGCGAUGUUAUAAUAAACACUUGUUUGCAUUUAAUUCAUAUGACUCACGAUUCAGGGUCGAGUAUCCGCUUGAACUGUCACCGUCAUAAUUUAAUAACCGACUUUAUGGACCUGUCAAAAUAACGGAAAUAUAAAUGAAAGAUGAAAAAAAAACUGUUGAGUUUUGUUCAAUUGACGACCGAUAGACGGUACAAUACACACGUUUUAAAUACAAAAAUAUCAGAUUGUAAAUCUAAACCAUUCUCGAACUUUCAUGCUAUUUCAUGAAUCGAUUCAAUUAGGAUUUAUUAUUAAAAGGCUUCUAUACGAGCAAAUGUUUUAAUGAAAUAUGUGGAGCUACAACAUUGCCGACUAUAGCCCGAACAAUUUAAUGCAAAUGACAAUUGUACAUCUCGGCAAUGGCUCAUUAUUUCGUCAUUACAUGGUCUACAUACAUGGCUUGACCAGUACAGUACAGUAUAACCAAUAUAAACAGAAACAAACACAAACGAACAUCGUUACUCGAACGAAUCCUGGCCAAGUAUUCACGCACUUAGGCCGUAAAGCGAUUCUGCAUUAAUAUAAUAAAUAUUGCAGUAUAGCGAUCGUUCGGUCUGAGACACAUUCCCUGGACAUACAAAAAAAUAUUUGGCAAUAUAUAUACUGCCAUACUAGAAAUGUUGCCGAGUAAUGCAUAUUCUAUCCAUAAAUUCUGGCUGUUGCUACCAGCCACUUUUGCAGCUAUUCGUGAAACAUUCGUGAGGAACCCGUGGAUUUAUAUAAAAACGAUCAACUUGAUAUGACUUUGUUUCCGAGUAAUUUGUGGACCAACUUACGAGGCAUAGUGUUGGGCGGUGGCUUCAAGGUGCUACUCUGAUCCCUGAGAUCGUUGGUUCGAUCUCUGGCUGUGCGCUGAUGGACUUUCUAUCUGCGCCUUUGACGCCGUACCGUGUUGGAAAACGUUAAAAAAAUAUGCCUUAGAUCCAAAUAACGGCGUGUGUAAACUCUGAUACAGAUCUGAGGCUAUCUUUUAUUCAUAUACGAAACCUUCAACUUUGUUUAAGUUAACAAAAUCGUUAUUUUUCCUAUCUGGUCACACAUAACGCUAAGACACGACUCUGCAUCUGGACUCGUCCAUUAAAUCACUAAGUUAUGAUAAAAUAUAUUAACAUAGGACUGUUAAAGUGUAUUUAAAAUUGUGCUGUUAUCAUGGUUUAUGGUUUUAUUUGUUUUAAGUAUUCGUUGAAUAAAGUUUGUCCCACUGUA
This is a messenger RNA of Pieris brassicae (large cabbage white), 4192 nucleotides long. RefSeq names its product dnaJ homolog subfamily B member 14 (gene DnaJ-6). Bases 142 to 1197 code for a protein of 351 amino acids. Gene Ontology annotation, cellular component: endoplasmic reticulum membrane. Lineage: Eukaryota; Metazoa; Arthropoda; Insecta; Lepidoptera; Pieridae. The record is from RefSeq and is a predicted model, not a curated record. Gene Ontology annotation, biological process: cellular response to misfolded protein. The transcript is spliced from 6 exons. Gene Ontology annotation, molecular function: Hsp70 protein binding.